AUGGCGGGACCUCCAGGGGGCAAUUUGAGCUCAACAGAUUACCUGCAUGGGUCAGGAACAGUUUCCGUUGCGAAUAAAAUGAAAGAUGCUUGUUCCACCGGCCACGUUUAUCCUCUCCGAUCACGUCUUCGGCGUGAGUCUAUGCGCCGUCAGCUUCAUGCGAUGCAGUGUGCACCAAAGGCCUUUGAUGAGCUCCCCACCGAAGUCCUUUUCCGUAUCACGCAUUAUUUGAGUAUCCAGGACGUCUUCCGAUUGCAGUUGGUAUGCCGACGAUUGAAGGCGAUAGUUGAACGAUACCUGCUGUUAGUUAAACGGAUCAAUUUUAGUAAUGGCUUGCCGUUUGCAUUUCUUCCUGAAUCCAUCAACGAUGUCGCAUUGAAACGUAUACUCAGCCGUACUCCAGAGGUGACCCACAUUCUUGGCUUCUAUCCCCACCAGAUAACCGGCUCUUAUCCCUCCGACUGUCACAGUCUUGGUAGCACUCGUAUGUGUUCUAACACCUCGCUCACCUACGCAGGCAUCAUCUCAGCGUUUCGUAUUUGUCCCAAACUUCGUUCUGUCGAACUGAUGGACGUUGAGCUAAUGGGAAAGUUGGUUCAUUAUCUGCCACGUAUCAAAUUUCAUGGUAUGUUCCGUAACCGACCAGAUUCAUGGGAUUGCGAAUACGCCGUUCCUUUACCGUCCGAAGACAGUCGGUUGACUGUUUCCCAAUCUCAGUCUGGCUUUGAAACGCGGUCUGAUAUUGAAGCAUUAAGUGCACACCAACCGGACGAUCAGACAUCUCAUUCUUUGGCUUCCAACCGGCCAGUUCUUGGUUGCCACGCGAGUGCCUUUUUUUGCUCUUUGACAGCGGCCUCUGCUGCGAUUUCUUCUACGUCCAAGUGCAAACCGUAUGAGCUCCUCAGCGCGGCUGACAUCAAGCGACUGGCUAACAAAUGUCUUUCAGCCCACCGAUCUCCCUCGCGACCAAACUCCUCACAUACUAGUCCCACUAAGACCCCAUCCAAUAUGCACUCAUCACUUCCGCUAUCUGCCUCUGUUUUUGCCCACAAAUGUGCUGUGAAACUGGCGGGCCUGGCCACUUGGUUUGAACCAGCCGGUGAAUCCCCACUCGGUCAAGGUUCCCCUUCAACUGUCCCACACUUUCUUCCUACCCGAUCCGUAUCCUUCGGCAAUAAUUUGCUACCCUGGUAUGAUCAAGCCAAUCUACAACCUGUUCCACCCCAUGCCAAUGCAACAGGGGGCCUGGAUGCGUUUCGUAACAUAGCGAUGGCUCCGUACAUUCAGCCGGGACUGCCUCCUAUCGAAGCGGAGCUAAUAGCGGCCGCUCCUAUUGGGCGUGACGGAGUUUCAAACAAUCAGGCUGAUGGAGCUCCGGUUGCUCUUAAUAAUCAUGGCCCCGUUAUGGCUCUGGCUUUUGGUGCUGUAUUCAUCUCUCCUCAUUUGCUCGGACAUGUAGCUUUGGGAGGAGCAGCACCGGUAUUGCUGGCUCAACCGUCCGGUGGGGUUAUGGACGGCUUAGUAUUGGCCAAUCAAAAUCACGGCAACCGUCGUCGCAUGGAUCCUCCUCAGGCCCGUCAUCACGUUGCAGGUGGUGCCGCUCUGCCUGCUCGACAGGAUGAUCGCAAUCCUAUCCCGGCAGCAAACAGACCGGUCGAGGGGCGUCCCGCAGCUCAACAACAGCCUUUCGUUCCGCGUGCGGCACAGCGUGUUCCAGUUCGACAUUUUGUACGACAACUGUACUCAAAUCAGGGUUCCUUGAAUUCCCACGGCCCUUGGCUUGUUUCACCGCUGCCAAAUCAUUCCAGCUGGAUUGGACUUCCACACACAAUUACAAAUUUGACCAAGCUUGAUUUGGCGUCGGUCGCCAUCAGUGCUAUACCACGUCUGGACAACAUAAAGUAUUUGCAUCUCAAAUGGGUGGUUUUUACUUCAGCUGAUCCGUUUGCCAACUUCUCUGCCUCCAAGCUACAGUCAUUUGUCAUGAAUAACUGUAGUGGUCCCUCACGGGUGUUCCGCUUUGUUCGAAUUUUCUAUGCUCUGGCACGCGCUCCACAACUGAUGCGCUUGGAACUGGUUGGAACACGCUUCGUGGGUAAGUCGUUAAUCAGGUCGUCUCCUGUCUGCUGA
Messenger RNA from Echinostoma caproni, 2130 nucleotides. Lineage: Eukaryota; Metazoa; Platyhelminthes; Trematoda; Plagiorchiida; Echinostomatidae. The record is from the annotation of a GenBank genome assembly.